CACAAAAUCUCUUUCUAGUGGACCAGAUCCCUAAUUCACUCAAAAAUGAAAAUUCCACUAAAAAUUGCUCUAAUCUCAUUGCAAUUAUAGCCAAAUUAUGCUGAUUUCUUUCAUCAAAAUCCAAUCUUGGUAACUCAAAGGUCUUUUCUUUCACUCUAUCUUUAUUCUUGUUUACUUUGUUAAACAAAAAAACCCUAAAUUUAAAUUGAUUUUAAUUUUGGAAAAAUGAGUUCUAAAUUGUGGGUUUUCAAUUGAUUGUUGAAUUUCUCAUCUGGGUUCAUAAUCUUGGUGACCCUUUUGGAUUUUUUUUUCAUUUUCUUGUGAUAAAUUGGUGGUUUUUUGUUCUUAAUUUGAUUUACCUAAAAAAGAUUGUAACUUUAUUAGAAUUGUUGGUCUACUUGGUGUUGGUUUUGAUUUAUAAAUUAUUUGGGUUUUUUUCAAUUUUUUUUUUGUCUGACCUGAGAAAAAUUAGGGUUUCUGCUCAAAUUUAGCUGAUUGAAUUUGGGUUUGAUUUUUCUUGAGUUGGUAAGUAGUAGAAGUUAUUGGAUGAAUGUGAAGAUUGAAGGUUUUUAAUAAAAGGGAAUCUUGAUUUUCAUUUGGUAUAGUGGGAAAGCUUGAGUCUUUGGAGCUUCUUGUAUUUUAUUUUGUAUUGGUUGAAUUGAUAUGGGGGAUAGUACACCGAAUACGAUGAAUCUUGAUCUGAAUUUGGGACCUGUUGAAAGUCCUACUGAUGAUUCUGAGCCUGUUCCUGCUUCAUUUCCCAUUGAGGAUAUGAAUUUAGAGGAUUUGUUAGAUGGCUAUCGGUUUAGGGAAGUUGUUAGGCAAAGGAGGAGUAGAUGGCGUUCAGCCUUGAGGAACAUACCCGUCCCUGCAGAAGCGAGAAAUAUUGCGAUGGAAUUCAUUGGUAGGAGUGAAUCACAAACAGGUGAUGUUGAUGUUGUUCCCGAGGAGAGACCAACUGAAGUGGAAAAUACAUGUGAUAACAAUAACGGGUAUUUGAAUGAUGAGAUUCUGGGGAAAAAAGAAGACAAUGAAAAAGGUAAUAGUGAGGAAGGGGGAAGCUUUUUUGAUUGCAAUAUAUGCUUGGACUUGUCUAAAGAACCUGUUGUUACUUGUUGUGGUCACUUGUUUUGUUGGCCGUGUCUUUAUCGUUGGCUACAUCUCCAUUCGGAUGCGAAGGAAUGCCCUGUUUGUAAAGGGGAAGUGACUAUGAAGAAUGUAAUCCCAAUUUAUGGCCGGGGAACUGGUGUACGUGACCCACCUGAAGAGGAUUCGAAUCUGAAAAUCCCUCAUAGGCCUCAAGCAAGGCGUGUCGAGAGCUGGAGGCAAACUAUUCAAAGGACAGCAUUUACUAUUCCUAUGGAAGAAAUGAUUCGCCGUCUUGGAAAUAGAUUUGAUUUGUCUCAGCUGCAGCAGAAUAAUCCGGAAGGUUCUCAUGAAUUACCUGAGCGAAGCAGCUCACUGCUCAACCGUAUUCUUACUUCCAGGGGACUUCGCAGAGAACAGAAUCCCGUGAUUCCUUCUGAUGACGUGGUUGACUUGACACAGACGAGUCCGACUAACUCAGACGUGUGGGAAAGUCGUCGUCUUUCCUCUUUAUUACUCCGUAGAUCGAAUUCACAUCGAGCUGCUAAUUAUGCCAAUAUUGCUUCCGCUUUUGGUUCUGGUGGUAGGCUGGUUGAACCAUACUUCCGUGGUAAUACUGUGGAGAGGAAUCAGGAGCAGCAGCCUUUACCAGUUGAUGAUAGAGAUUCUGUUUCGAGUAUUGCUGCUGUUAUACACUCAGAGAGUCAAACAGUGGAUACUGCUGCUGAAAUAGAUUCUAGGGUUUCCCUUUCUACAUCAUCUUCCAGAAGAAGAAAUGAUGCUUCCAGAAUUUCAGAUGUGGAUAGUGGAGAUUCACGUGCACCUAGGAGGAGGCGGCUAAAUUGAUUAGUGUUCUUCUUAUGCCCCCCUUCCCCCGUAUGGUAUUGAUAUUCCUGAGCUUUUUCGUUAGGCAUAUUCGGUAGGAAAUGUACUCUUUUCCUUGAGUUUCAAAAUACCUUUUCCAGUUUGCUGCUUAGUCUUCUACCAUUAGUUCCCUUAUCCGGCUGGUCCAAGCUUUCAAGUUGCAAGUCAUAUGAAAAAACUUGCUUAAAUAAUCACGCUUAUUUGUCUUGACCUCUGUAAAUAACCAUGCAAGUGGUAGUUCUAUUGGUAUACCAGCUUUUGAUGUCCUCAAUAAAUUGAAUUUUGUUCCA
This is a messenger RNA of Lycium barbarum (goji berry), 2240 nucleotides long. RefSeq lists its product as uncharacterized. Gene Ontology annotation, molecular function: ubiquitin protein ligase activity; ubiquitin-like protein conjugating enzyme binding. The transcript has a single exon. NCBI's taxonomy places the organism in Eukaryota, Viridiplantae, Streptophyta, Magnoliopsida, Solanales, Solanaceae. Gene Ontology annotation, biological process: ubiquitin-dependent protein catabolic process. Gene Ontology annotation, cellular component: endoplasmic reticulum. The record is from RefSeq and is a predicted model, not a curated record. The coding region runs from base 664 to 1932 and encodes 422 amino acids.